Pimephales promelas (fathead minnow) is the source of this 2711-nucleotide messenger RNA. It is a transcript of the gene pcsk1nl, whose product is annotated as proprotein convertase subtilisin/kexin type 1 inhibitor, like. Gene Ontology annotation, biological process: negative regulation of endopeptidase activity. NCBI's taxonomy places the organism in Eukaryota, Metazoa, Chordata, Actinopteri, Cypriniformes, Leuciscidae. Gene Ontology annotation, molecular function: endopeptidase inhibitor activity. The record is from RefSeq and is a predicted model, not a curated record.
UUCUCUCUGUCUAUCUCUGCUGGUGUUCAUUGGCAGCGUAUCUCUUCACUGCAGAGGCAGCUACAUUCUCUCCUUCAGGAUGUCGGGCCUUCUGACCAACUCUGUUCUGCUUUUCGUCUCUCUGACGCUGUUCCAGAUCCUCACACCAGAGGCAAAGCCUCUCUCUGCCAUGCGUGGCGGAGGUCGCAGUUUUGACAGCCAGGCGGGAGGAGUGCGUCUCCGAAGAGACCUGCGGGAUUCAGUGCCCUACGAGGCCCAGAUGAUGGCUUAUCCAGCUGCUGACUUCAAGAGCCGGAGCAAUGAUCUGUACUACCAGCCGGAGGUCCUGAGAGCUCAAGGUCUGGGACAGGCCCUCCAGCGCCUGGUGGAGAACGAUCAGAGGCGGGAACAAGAAGCAGCUUAUCUGGCAUCAAUGCUGCGUCUCCUUAACCAAGCACAGAACAACGGACAGGGCAAACCAGAGGAAGACGAGGAGGAUGAGGGGGAUUUUCAGGCACCGUACCCUCCGGACUACGAUGAGACCGAGCAGGCCGUGAGCAUGGCCAAGCCCCAGGGCCUUCUGGAUCCUCAGCUUACUCAGGCUCUACUCAACCGCUACAAGCAGGAGAGACUGAUGCAGGCUGGACUCGCUCCGACAACCAACAGGAUUCCAGAGAGAGAGCAGGACAAAGACCAAGAGAUGCUUAGGUAUCUUGUUGAGAAGAUCCUCUCGGGCUUGGCAUCGGGUGGCAGUCAGGGAGGCCCUUCAAACCAGCGCGCCAAACGUGACCUGAGCGUUGUGGCCAGCGCGGAGCGAUCCGGAGGACCCGUCCUAAAACGCUCCCGCCGCUCCCUAGACUCGGCCCCCGUCCCGCAGGUGGAGGCGUCACUGCUGAGGGUGAAGAGACUCGAUGACGACGACGACGAUGACGACGACAGAACGGCACAUGUCGGCCUGCAGAGAAUGAAGCGCAUAGACACUGACCUGCCGCCCCCCAAAAAGACCAGCCGCAAGCGCAGGGCCCUGACCUUCGACCCCGCCAUGAUCGCACAGCACAUCCUCCAGUACCUGCCAGCCUGAAGAGUGCACGAGAGUCAGAGGAAAACAAGGGAAAAGUGGGGAGGGGAAAUAGAAGGAAAUCUAGACAGACAGAGCGAGCUUACUGAUACGCCAGCAUUCAUUGUCAUCUGCCUACAUCUACUCCAAUCAGGCCUGCUUGCCAAGGUACUCUGAUGUGAUGUUACGCCGUUUCGAUGUUAUACUGUAAUAAAUUCCACACACAUAACAGCUUAUGGAAUAUGCUUUUUGUUGUCCUUCUUUCUUGCCACAUUGUACUGGCAUUUUAAUACCUGUUGGUAACCCAAUUAUUUAGGCUGCUGGUCUCUGACUAACCACAGGGCCAUUUACAUCUCAGUAACCCAGAGUCCCUGAGCUUCUCCACUGAUUAAAGGAGCGUUUGCUGGUUCUGCUCCUAUCAUGCUCCAUAUAUUUACAGCUGUCUGUGGGUGUGGAGAACCUCUGCACCCCAUUUUCAGUUUUUAAGCGAAGCAACAGAGCUCACAUUGUACUUUCUGCUGUUAAUACGGCUCUAUAUGGAAAAUAAAGUCAUUUCUAGGUUGCUGUAUUGAAUAUUUUCUGUAAUAAUGAACAUAAAUUAGCCUAUAAACCAGCUACCCAUUGAUCAUUCACAACUUAAACAUUGUGAAAUCAAAUUUACAUACACUACCACAUUCAAAGUUUGACGUUUAUUUUUAUUUUUUGGUCAAUAAGUUAACACUUGUAUUCAGCAGGGAUGCAUUAAACUGAUCAAAAGGGACUGUAAUGUUACAAAAGAUUUCUAUUUCAGUUAAAUUAUGUUCAUCGUUUUCAGUUAUUCACUGAAUAACUGUUUUCAACGUUGAUAAUAAGAAAUGUUUCCUGAGCUCCACAUCAGCUUAUUAGAAAGAUUUCUUAAAAAUCACACAUUAAUAAAUCUAUCAUACAUAUAUGUUGUUCAUCAUGUGUAGAAAAAUGUUUAAAUUGUAAACAGAAGUGAUAGACAUUUACAUCCAAAUAGCAAUGAAUCUACACAGAACAAACCCGAACAUCAACCUAUGAAACUGCGUAAUCCAAAAUCAGUCAAUUUCACUUUAUUAUUUGAUUUCACAAAUUAAUUUCAUUGAUAUUUACAGUAACAGUUGGAAGACAUGCCUAAAUCUACUACUACAUCUAUUGUAUGUUCUUUUAGAAAUGACAUUUUUGUUUGAAACAAAUGACUGAGAAACAAAACUCUCUGAAAUAUUAUAUUUAUUGCAGAAGAUAUCUGGUACAGGUUUAAACAGCACAACACAUCAGAUCAGCUGCUUUAUACAGCAAUAAGCAGCACUAUGUGAGUUUAUGCUCAUCUAAAUGUCGUCCUCUCUUUCUCUGAUUGGCUGUUAUAGUGGCGUGUGUCAUUAAUGUCAUUUGCAUCCUAUCCGAGCUUGAUUAAAUGUUUUUUGUCCUCCUUGACUUGGCUUUGAAGCACUCUGUCUGAUAAUAACUAAUCACUGUCCCAACUUUCAUGCCCUCUGGGUUUAUAAUCUGACUAUAUGAAUUUGUGAAGGAAAUCGUGGCUCUCUGAGUAUACAGUAUAAACGCUUUUCGAUAUCCGUGCAGCCAUAAGAUCUUGUACAAAAAUUCAUAUCUGCACUGCAAGUUUUGUCAAACAACAAAAAUCACUGUACGUGCUAAUAAAGUGUAUGUGAACACC